Plasmodium fragile is the source of this 2196-nucleotide messenger RNA. RefSeq lists its product as uncharacterized. NCBI's taxonomy places the organism in Eukaryota, Apicomplexa, Aconoidasida, Haemosporida, Plasmodiidae. The record is from RefSeq and is a predicted model, not a curated record. The transcript is spliced from 5 exons. The coding region runs from base 1 to 2196 and encodes 731 amino acids.
AUGGCACAGGCAUUAAGGAACCUAUUGGUGGAUUAUAUUCAGAAAAGGGAAAUAAGGGCAGAUGAGCAACAGGGCGAUACUGGGCCGGGCAGUUUCAGCGAAAUAUUCUGGGGGGACGUUAAAAAAGUAUAUAGACAGUUAUUGGCGGCAAUGGAGGAACCCAGGCCUGACAUAGAGACCUUGUGCUCAUCUAGCGAGCUGGAUGAGAAUGGGGUCUCACAGGCCGAGCACGCUCCAUCCUUAUGCCAGGACAUCAUGAAAGUUUAUUAUUUUAUGGAUGGUAUUCCCACAGCGGACGCAAAGCCUGCGGCUGCACCUCAGACUCAGGACCAGAUACACCCAUUCAUGAGGUGUAUGGUAGGAUACGUAAUUUUAGCCAAAAAAUUUGCACCGCUGUGUGACUUCAACGCCUUGAUGCCCUAUGCACGCAAGGCUACAGACGCUAUGAGGCCAAGGUACCAAGUGGACACUAGUAAUAGUGCAUGCAACGGAUUGAACCUGGAUUCAUUAAGAAUAGGGCACAAAUUGGUAGGAGCAACCAUUAAGGAAUGGAUCGAGGAGAACAGUAGUCGGUGGGCCGACAUCAUGGAAGAUUAUAUGGACGACACUUGUGCCGAACACAGCACAAUUGCCGCAGGCAGCAAUAGCGGGCAGGAUACACAGGCAGAGACAGAGCAAGAGGGUGCGAUAGGGACAAUUAGUGUGGAGGAUUUAAAGAGGUUGGCCGAUAGUAGAGAUGAAUUAUCCAAGCACGCAGCGACAACAGUUUUGAAUCAGAUACAGGGACUGAAUGAUGGCGAUGACAUAAUGAAAAGGUUGAGAGACGCAAUUGCAGAAGUGGAAUCGGCAGGAAACAUAAAUGUGGCGAAAGAACAAAGAACACGGUCCCGAGGCACACAUACAACAUCGUCAUCAUCCGGAUCAUCAUCAUCUUCAUCGUCAUCACCAUCCGGGACGUCCGAGUCGGCGCCCGCCACAUCCGCCACGGCGGCUAUUGUGCCGGCAAGCACACCAUCAAAGGACACGUCAGGCGCAGCGAAACCGGCAGCGAAGGAGGCGGCAACCACACAACCGGUACCUGCAGGAGCAGCUACCUCAGGUACUGCAUCAGCACCAGGAGCGCAAACACAAGCACCGCCGCAACAACCGGCAUCCCCAGUAUUACCAGCAACGGACACGCAACCACCGGCGGCACCCCCAUCAACAUCAGGAGCCGGAUCAGCCGGAGGAUCAGGGGGCCAAGGACCAGGCCCUGGACAACAACCCCCACCUCCACAACCACCACAGUCACAGGACCCUGCAGGAAAGCACGAGCGCACACCUAACAACCACCAGGACACUGCAACAGGUGAGUAUACUUGCCCGCAUGAAAAGUCCAAGAAUCCGCACGCCGCCAUAGAGUCACAUGCAGGUUCACGUGUGAGCAUUACCAAAGGCCACUAUACCCCUGAAGGUCAACCGUCAUGUGAAAAGAUUAACGAACUUCUGCGCACUCAGCACAGUCCGGCAACUAAUUUUAACCCUACGGACAAAAAGAGUAGUGGUGAUACUAAAGACGUGACGCCACCGGACCACAAAAAAGGAGUAUCACAGUCUCCAGAACUGACACCAGGACCUGCACCAUCACCUGCAUCUCCAGAGGCACAGCCGGAACUGCCGGCACAACCGGAAACACCAGUAGCAACAGACCCAGCAGCAUCGGACCCAACAUCACCAUCAACAGGAACAGAAACAACAUCAACAGGAAAAGGAGGGGACGGUAGUACGAGUGACACGAAGCAUGCCGUUGCCAUCGUCGAUGGCGGUAACGAUGACCCCCCUCCGCUCAAUCCACCCAAACCAAAACCGAAUCCCGAUCAGACCGCCAGUAGUAGCGGCGCCGACAAAACCACUGCAGGGGUCGAUCCGGAUAAGCACUGUACUAAUAAAGGUGAAGGCCACGGGUGUGAUCUCAUGUUAGCAGUACCAUUUGAACCUACCACAAACCUCUCGGAUGGACACUUUGGUUUAGGUGCCACACCCGCUAUACGGGACUUAAACAAAGAUGGAGUCCGCAAGGAGGACGUGCCCCUCGAUGUCCCUGACCUAACGAACGCCGUCCUUACCGCCACUACUCCCGUACUCUUCUUCUUGUCCGCCGUCACCGUGGCCCUCCUUGGUUAUUCGCUUUGGAAGGGUUUAGGGUUCAGCGUUUAG